Molecule: messenger RNA, 3305 nt
Organism: Notechis scutatus (mainland tiger snake)
Lineage: Eukaryota; Metazoa; Chordata; Lepidosauria; Squamata; Elapidae
Gene: PBX3
Product: PBX homeobox 3
Biological process (GO): regulation of DNA-templated transcription
Cellular component (GO): nucleus
Molecular function (GO): DNA-binding transcription factor activity, RNA polymerase II-specific; DNA binding
Source: RefSeq, a predicted model, not a curated record
CCCCAACCAACCUCCUCCCCGCCGUCCCCAAAGUAAGUGCGGAGCGAGAUCGUCGGCCGGCAGCAUGGACGAGCAGUCGCGGAUGCUGCAGACGCUGGCCGGCGUGAACCUGGCUGGCCACGCGGUGCAAGGGGGCAUGGCUCUGCCGCCUCCCCACGGGCACGAGGGCGCCGACGGCGACGGCCGCAAGCAGGACAUUGGCGACAUCCUGCACCAGAUCAUGACCAUCACCGACCAGAGCCUGGACGAGGCGCAAGCGAAAAAGCACGCUCUCAAUUGCCAUAGAAUGAAACCGGCUUUGUUCAGCGUCCUGUGUGAGAUCAAAGAGAAAACAGGUCUCAGCAUCCGAGGGGCUCAAGAGGAAGACCCCCCUGACCCUCAGCUCAUGAGGUUGGACAACAUGCUUCUCGCCGAGGGAGUCUCCGGUCCCGAGAAAGGCGGGGGAUCAGCGGCGGCAGCGGCGGCGGCGGCAGCUUCGGGUGGGACUUCAGAUAAUUCUAUCGAACACUCCGAUUACCGAGCCAAAUUGACGCAGAUCCGACAGAUCUACCACACCGAGCUGGAGAAAUACGAGCAGGCGUGCAACGAAUUCACCACCCACGUGAUGAACCUCCUGCGCGAACAGAGCCGAACCAGGCCCAUUUCCCCCAAAGAGAUUGAAAGGAUGGUGGGCAUAAUCCACCGGAAAUUCAGCUCCAUCCAGAUGCAGCUCAAGCAAAGCACUUGUGAAGCGGUCAUGAUCUUGAGAUCCCGGUUCCUUGAUGCCAGGCGAAAAAGGCGCAACUUCAGUAAACAAGCCACAGAAAUCCUGAAUGAGUAUUUUUACUCGCACCUCAGCAACCCCUACCCCAGCGAAGAAGCCAAAGAAGAGCUGGCCAAGAAAUGCAGCAUCACAGUAUCACAGGUAUCCAACUGGUUUGGCAACAAGAGAAUCAGGUACAAGAAAAACAUCGGGAAGUUUCAAGAGGAAGCCAACCUUUACGCUGCCAAAACGGCCGUGACAGCAGCUCACGCCGUAGCCGCUGCAGUUCAAAACAACCAGACCAAUUCGCCCACCACCCCAAACUCUGGUACUUCCGGUUCUUUUAACCUUCCUAAUUCUGGGGACAUGUUCAUGAACAUGCAGAAUCUGAAUGGGGAGAGUUACCAGGGGUCUCAAGUUGGAGCCAAUGUGCAAUCACAGGUGGAUACUCUGCGUCAUGUUAUCAAUCAGACGGGAGGAUACAGUGACGGUUUGGGAGGAAAUUCAUUGUACAGUCCACAUAAUUUAAAUGCCAAUGGAGGUUGGCAGGAUGCAACCACUCCGUCUUCUGUGACUUCUCCAACAGAAGGGCCGGGAAGCGUGCAGUCCGAUACCUCUAACUAAUCUCCCGACCGGUCCUUCCUCUUCCCCCUUUCCUGGCCCGCCAUGCGCUGAGAUGCCUUCUGUGUUCGUUCUUCAUCCCAGGAGGAAAAGACAAGGAAAAGAAGAAGGAGGGGGAAAAAAACAAAACCCCAAAGAAAUCUUUUCACAGCUCACCGCGGAGAAUCCUUUUUUUUCUGUACCGCUUUGUCGUACUGCAAAACUUGGGUGACCUUGUUUUUUGUGUGGUCAUUGAUAUAUCUCAAAAAAAAACAAAAAAACCCCCACACACAAUUUUACCUCCCCCGGAAGGUGUGAUUUUUAAACCUUUGUACUUCAAUCUCACCGAGAAGUGCGCCCUCGCUCCAUAUUAAGGGGGAAAAAAAAUAAAAAUAAACAAAGCAAGCACUUUAUCCAGCGGAGGGCCAAGAUGGCGCGUGGUUUUUCUAACAUUCUCCAGCAGAUUCUUUCAAAGGUGGCCACCCACUUAACUGUUUUCUCGGCUCGAAGAGGCCAUCAAAGACUUUAUUCUUAAGGAUAAACUCAAAAAGUUUGAUGAUCAGCACCAGACUGAGCGGUGAUGGGAGGAAAAGGAGGAGGAGGAGCUGGCAGACUUUCACCCCCACCCGAUUUCCAGCGCCUUUGGAAGGGAGAUGCCCAAAUCUUGGUUGUGCCCCAGUUUUUUCAGAGCAGGGUGAGAAGCUCUUCUUAAUGCUUUUUUUUUUGGUUUUCUGCUGAAUUUUCUCCUUUCACCCAGGAUGGUUUUCUUCCUUUUGAACCUUCGCAACUGAUGAUAGCACAGUCCUCUUCUCCUCCUCGUCUGUUGUCCAACACAGACAAUCCGUGUGAGGCGGAAGCACUGGCUUUUGAUGUUUGCAAAUAUAUAUAUAUAUACAUAUAAUAUUUUAAUUUAGAUAUAUAGAUAUAUAUAUCUGAAUCAGGUUGCCAAGUUUGACAGUCGACGUUGAGUUGCAUCUGCCGAGGUUUGGCCAUCGCUCCUCCGUGCCGGCCGAUGGGUGUUGUAUAUAGUGUAGCUAAAAAGAAUAUUUAUACAUCUCACCAAUCAAAACACAGCUUUAUUACCUCAUGCGAACCAAUAGAAUCAUUCUUUAGCUUAGAGUGCUCACCUACUACCUCUAAACCAGCCUUCUUCAACCUGGGAUUCUCGAGAUAUCAUAGACCGAUCAGCGUCCACCAUCAUUGGUCCAGCCAUAUCUUCUGUCUGGGGCUGAUGGGAAUUGUAGUCCAACACACCCAGAGGGUGCUGGGUUGAGGAAGCCUGCUCUAAACAAUACUCACGCUGUAUUUUCUUUUUCUUUCCCCCUUCCCCUUCUUUAAUCUCUUCCCUCCUUUAUUAUGAUUAUUUUUGGGGGAGUGUUUAUUUUUACCAUCUUGUAACUGACUCUUUUUUGUUCUUUCUUCAUGUAAUUGUACAUUGUAAUCUUUUAAAUAAGGAAAAAAAGAAAAACUUUUUUAAAAAAGAAAAGAAAGAAAAAAAAAUCCAGGUUGCGUUUGUGACUUUUGAAAAAAAAAAAAAACACAGACCUGAUACUAUAUAUAAAUAUAAAUAGAUAUAUAUAUAUUAAAAACACACACACACAUACAUACACACACACACACACCCGGACACCCUUUGAAGCUUUGAAAUAGAAAUUUUGAGUUCUGACGCUAAACAGUCAAACUGUUUGUAAAUAUGGAGAAACAUUUUGAAUGUUCUUUCAUCCUGUUACGAUCUUAAUUCACACGAAAGAAAAAGAAGAAGAAAGAAAGAAAGAAAAGAAAAAAACCUGAAACCGAUAAUGGAUUGUAAAGCAGACCGUUCUUUGAUAUUCAAUAUAUUUCACCCUGUAUAAUUAGGGAAAGGGUGGGUGGGUGCCCUUUAUUUUUCUUUCUUUCCUUUAUUUUUUAUUUUCCUCUUUUAUAUAGUAUGUGAUUCUGAACCUGAUUGGCUGAAUUGCAAAAG